Knipowitschia caucasica is the source of this 1443-nucleotide messenger RNA. Lineage: Eukaryota; Metazoa; Chordata; Actinopteri; Gobiiformes; Gobiidae. The record is from the annotation of a GenBank genome assembly.
AUGGAAGGAUCAGGGAGCGGAGAAGCGCCCACCGCCUCCAUCUACGCACGUCCACCUACGCACGUCCACCUACGCACGUCCACCUGCGCACGUCCACCUACGCACGUCCACCUGCGCACGUCCACCUACGCACGUCCACCUACGCACGUCCACCUGCGCACGUCCACCUGCGCACGUCCAGCUGCGCACGUCCACCUGCGCACGUCCACCUACGCACGUCCACCUGCGCACGUCUACCUGCGCACGUCCACCUGCGCACGUCUACCUGCGCACGUCCACCUGCGCACGUCCACCUGCGCACGUCCACCUGCGCACGUCCACCUACGCACGUCCACCUGCGCACGUCCACCUGCGCACGUCCACCUACGCACGUCCACCUACGCACGUCCACCUACGCACGUCCACCUACGCACGUCCACCUACGCACGUCCACCUACGCACGUCCACCUACGCACGUCCACCUACGCACGUCCACCUACGCACGUCCACCUACGCACGUCCACCUGCGCACGUCCACCUACGCACGUCCACCUGCGCACGUCCACCUACGCACGUCCACCUGCGCACGUCCACCUACGCACGUCCACCCACGCACUACGCACGUCUACCUACUGCACGUCUACCUGCGCACGUCCACCUACGCACGUCUACCUGCGCACGUCCACCUACGCACGUCUACCUGCGCACGUCCACCUACGCACGUCCACCUACGCACGUCCACCUACGCACGUCUACCUGCGCACGUCCACCUACGCACGUCUACCUGCGCACGUCCACCUACGCACGUCCACCUACGCACGUCCACCUGCGCACGUCCACCUACGCACGUCUACCUGCGCACGUCCACCUACGCACGUCCACCUGCGCACGUCCACCUACGCACGUCUACCUGCGCACGUCCACCUACGCACGUCUACCUGCGCACGUCCACCUACGCACGUCUACCUGCGCACGUCCACCUACGCACGUCCACCUACGCACGUCCACCUACGCACGUCCACCUACGCACGUCCACCUGCGCACGUCCACCUACGCACGUCUACCUGCGCACGUCCACCUACGCACGUCCACCUGCGCACGUCCACCUACACACGUCCACCUACGCACGUCCACCUACGCACGUCUACCUGCGCACGUCACCACGCACGUCCACCUACGCACGUCCACCUACGCACGUCCACCUACGCACGUCCACCUACGCACGUCCACCUACGCACGUCCACCUACGCACGUCCACCUACGCACGUCCACCUACGCACGUCCACCUACGCACGUCCACCUACGCACGUCUACCUGCGCACGUCCACCUGCGCACGUCCACCUACGCACGUCCACCUACGCACGUCUACCUGCGCACGUCCACCUACGCACGUCCACCUACGCACGUCCACCUACGCACGUCAAGGCAAGGCAAGGCAAGGCAAGGCAAGUUUAUUUGUAUAG